Suillus discolor is the source of this 693-nucleotide messenger RNA. RefSeq lists its product as uncharacterized. The coding region runs from base 110 to 580 and encodes 156 amino acids. The record is from RefSeq and is a predicted model, not a curated record. The transcript is spliced from 4 exons. NCBI's taxonomy places the organism in Eukaryota, Fungi, Basidiomycota, Agaricomycetes, Boletales, Suillaceae.
CAAAGACGAUACAAUAUGUGGUUUAUCUUCAGACUUCGUGUGAAAAAUUGACGGUCCCACCGGUGGCGUUUGCAGUCCUCGCUUGAGACUGCAAACUUGUCACGUGACGAUGACUCAGCCACAGCGCUCGCUUCCUUCCUUGGCUCGAUUGCCAAUCGCGCUCCACCUGGACCUGGACCACCGACAAUCAGCACAAUCGGCAUCCAAGACCCGUUGGCCAGACGAUGGGUCUCGCUGGUGGUGUAUAUCAGUGAGGUAUGCAGCGCGCUAUGUCGAGGCCACGGAUCUCCUGGUUCCUAUUCAUAGGUUCCUAAAUGUGCUGCCAGUUUCAGGUGCGCUGGAGAAGCUCAUGAGUGCUCCAUUGAUGGUACCAACAUGCUCCGUUCAUAGUUACAGGUGCGCUGGAGAAGCUCAUGAGCGCUCCGUUCAUGAUUAUAGGUACGUGCCGUCUCUGUCCAGCCCUCGAGACUCACCAAAUCCCUGCACCAGGUACCAACAUGCUCUGUUAAUGGUUACAGGUGCGCUGGAGAAGCUCAUGAGCGCUCCGUUCAUGAUUAUAGGUACCGAUGUGCUCUGUUAAUGGUUACAGGUGCACUGGAGAAGCUCUUGAGCGCUCUGUUCAUGGGUUGGAGACAAGACAAUUAGAUUAUGUAGUGCAUACUUGUGUGUACAGUGAUAGAUUAGAAGAGAAUG